UAUAUAUCCACUAAAAUAUUACACCAGAUUCAUCAUUAAUUAUCAAUCAUUGUUAUUAGCUAUCACAAAUCACCAUCAUCAACAUGUGUUUGAGAUCAUUCAGGUGCAGUUUUUGCUGCAUCUUCGUCACACUCUACACCUUAUUCCUGUGCUUCAUUCUAUCCAUAUUCCUAUUUUGGAUAAUCAUAUCUCCAUCAAGUGUCAAAUUCCAAAUAACCAAUGCUUCCCUCACUCAAUUCAAUCUCACCAACAACACCACCACAUUGAACUACAAAUUCAAAGUCAACAUCACAGCAAGAAACCCUAACAACAACGUGGUGGUGUACUAUAGGAGGAUCACCGCAUACGCGUGGUACAAAGACAGGAAUUUCGCUGCCGUCAACUUGGCGCCAUUUGAUCAAGGUCACAAGAACACGACCCUCCUUCAAGAAGCCGUGUUCGAAGGACAAAGCUCGAUUCGACUCGGGCCAAAGCAAAUUGCUGAGUACAACAUGGAGAGGAGUGUGGGCAUUUUCAAUGACUUGGCCGUCGAUUUGGAUGUUAGAAUAAGGGCUAAGUUUGGAAGGUUCGAGAGCAGCCGAUUCAAUCCGCCGGUUGUUCAGUGUCGCCGGCUCAGGGUUCCUUUGAUUUCGAAUGGUAAACCGCCGGCGGCAACUUUUAGUGUUACAAGGUGCAGAAGUAGUAAUUUCUUUCAAGAUCGUGAUGCCGAAGCCGGAUAACCCUUAGAAAUAUAAAUAUAAGCCUUGACUCCUGGCUAUUUGAAUUUGCAAUUAUAUACAUAUAUAUAGCAUAAAUAAAUAUAAGUAUAUACUUAAAAUACCAAUAGAAAUCCUUUUUUUACACGUAUUACUUUGAUUUUCUCA
Molecule: messenger RNA, 863 nt
Organism: Arachis duranensis
Lineage: Eukaryota; Viridiplantae; Streptophyta; Magnoliopsida; Fabales; Fabaceae
Product: NDR1/HIN1-like protein 10
Exons: 1
Coding region: 84-719 (211 amino acids)
Biological process (GO): defense response to other organism
Source: RefSeq, a predicted model, not a curated record